Messenger RNA from Menidia menidia (Atlantic silverside), 1557 nucleotides. The record is from the annotation of a GenBank genome assembly. Lineage: Eukaryota; Metazoa; Chordata; Actinopteri; Atheriniformes; Atherinopsidae.
UGGAACUAAAGAAUCUCGGUCACCUUUUCUCGCCGGGACGUUCAUCGCGGACGGACCACUGCAGGGCUGCAGAUAAACACUUGCCCUUAACUUGGCAUGAAACAUUGUUGAGCUACUGUCUUAUUGCAGCAAACAAACAGGGCAUUACUAAAGCACAAUGUCUCUUGCGGCAGAUGCUUUCGUGUCGCAGAUAGCAGCUGCUGAGCCGUGGCCUGAAAAUGCAACCUUGUACCAACCGCUGAAGGAGGAUCAGAUUCUGCUUUCGGACUGUGCCUCGUCUCUUGCUGUUCAGGCCUACCUCCGGAUGUGCGGCCUGCCGGUGCAGGUGGUCUGCAGAGCCAACGCGGAGUACAUGUCGCCGUCGGGUAAAAUCCCCUUCAUCCACGUUGGGAACCAGGUGGUGUCCGAGCUGGGGCCGAUAGUUCAGUUCACGAAAGCUAAGGGUCACUCCCUCAGCGACGGCCUGGACGAUGUCCAGAGGGCUGAGCUGAAGGCUUACAUGGAGCUGGUCAACAACAUGCUGCUUACAGCCGAGCUGUAUGUCCAGUGGUGUGACGACGCCACGGCCGCCGAGAUCUCGCGUCCCAGGUACAGCAGCCCGUACUCGUGGCCCCUCAGCAACAUCCUGUCCUAUCAGAGGCAGUGGGAGGUACGCAGGAAGAUGAACGCCAUCGGCUGGGGAGCGAAAAACCUGGAGCAGGUGUAUGAAGAUGUGAGUCAGUGCUGCCAGGCUCUCUCUCAGAGGCUGGGAACACAGCCCUUUUUCUUUAAUAAACAGCCCACGGAGCUGGACGCGCUGGUGUUCGGCCACCUCUUCACCAUCCUGACCACCAGGCUGACCAGCACCGAGCUGGCCGAGAGGAUCAAGAGCUACAGCAACCUGCUGUCCUUCUGCAGACGCAUCGAGCAGACCUACUUCGAAGACAAGAGCUCCUGAAGGACUGAGAACAACCUCUCUGUCGUCCCACCUUGUACAUUCUGCAUCACCUCCUCAUUCCCCCUAUUGUAGCACUGAGAGGCUGACCGCUGCCCAUCUGCACACGCCCAGAAGUCUGCGUCUCUCUCUCCCUUUUGCCUCCUGCUUGUACAUUGUUGCUUGCAGCUGUUUGGACGUCAGAGGAGCAGGUUGUGUUAAGUGUUAAGAUUUAUCUAAAAAAAAAAGUGGGAAAAACGCAAAAGUCUAUGUAAUGGCACUAAUCGCCACUCUUUUUUGGGGGGUUAAUAAAGUAAAGAAUGAUCUUUAGAGCAUGCAGCCAACACAAAAGUCAGUUUGAGGAACCUCAGCCGUUUUAGCUGAAUUGCCAAACGAGUUUUCCAGUGUGCAGACGGAGUGGUGACUGAUGUCCACAGCGGGCAGGGAUUCGAUAUCAGGGUCCAGAAUAAGUCAGAUACAUUGAUGCUUUAUGAAACAGAGGCAGAGAUAUAUUUAUUUGCUCCUUCUCCUUUCUUUGGAAACAUGUUUUUCUGGUAAAUAUUUGGAGGCAGGGUCUGGAUUCCACAGCUGUGCGGCUGACCCCCCCCCCCCCCCCCCCUCCCACACACACACACACACACACA